AUGAAUGGUUUUUCUGCAAGGAAGAGUCAGAUACGAUGCAAUGUGAACAAUGACGUAACACAACAAGCAUUUGUGUGCUUUAGACAGGGUUUUAGAGAUUUGUGCUCUGAUAAUGAUGCUACUCGACGCAAACAGGAACCAAAGCCUACAACUAGAUGUGGAUGUGGGGUAGAGAUGCGCGUGCAUAUACAUGAGGAGACGGGCAGAUGGAUUGUAACCUACUUUCAAGAAGAACACAACCAUGAGAUGCUUGAUGAUAUGUUAACUUUUAUGCUUCCUGGGCAUGGGAAAAUGAAUUCUGCUGCAAUUGAUCAGAUGAACAUGAUGCUAAAAAUUGGUAUUAAAACUCCUCAGAUUUAUUCAUCAUUGGUACAUACUGCAGAUGAUGAGGGUCGGUUGGUCCACCUUUUCUGGUCAGACAAUUGUAGCCAAUUGGACUACCAUUUGUUUGGGGAUGUGGUAGCAUUUGAUGCAACUUAUCGAACGAAUAAGUAUAUGUGUCCUUUAGUUGUGUUUUCCGGUGUCAAUCAUCAUAACCAAACCAUUGUGUUUGCACAUGCACUUGUUGCAAAUGAGAACAAGGCAACCUAUACGUGGUUACUUGAACAGUUUCUAGAUGCCAUGAAGGGAAAGAAGCAUGGGUGUGUGAUUACCGAUGGGCAUGGAGCAAUGAAAAAGGCCAUUGAGACUGUGUUUGCCGGUGCUUAUCACUGCCUAUGUGCUUGGCACCUGAUAAGGAAUGCAACAUCAAACCUCAGCAACCCAACAUUUACGUUCGAGUUUAAGAAAUGUAUGAUUUUUUAUUAUGAGGUGUCAGAGUUUGAAGAGAAAUGGGAGAACUUGGUGUCUAGCUUGGGUCUUCAUGACAAUGAAUGGAUCUUCCAAUGUAUUUCCCAAAUUAGAUCCAGAGAAGCACAGUCUGAUUUACAGUCAAUUGUUGGGGACCUAGUACUACAAAGUCCGUUGCAUGAUUUGGAGAGGUCGGCAGCAAAGAUGCUCACCAGAGAGAUAUUUUUAUUAUUUCGUUCAAUGCUUUUGCGAGCUUGCUCUUUGAAGAUCCGUUCGUGCACGUACACACCAACUUUUGAGAUUUACACGCUUUCAUAUUCUAGAAGCUUGCAUAAAGAGUGGCGCACAUCUCACUAUCCGAAUGAAGAAAUAUACAAGUGUAGUUGCAUGAGGUUGGAAUCGCUUGGCAUACCAUGUGAUCAUGUUGUUGCCGUCCUUGUUCAUCUUGAUGCUAUUGAGUUACCUAAGAGUCUCAUUCUUGAUAGGGAGUUAUGCCUUCUUGGUUCUGCUGGCGAUACUGAAUUCUCCGAACUGACGGAUAAAUUUCGGAAUGAGAUAAUACUUCUUAAGGAAUGA
This is a messenger RNA of Arachis stenosperma, 1365 nucleotides long. Its product is annotated as protein FAR1-RELATED SEQUENCE 5-like. Gene Ontology annotation, biological process: regulation of DNA-templated transcription. NCBI's taxonomy places the organism in Eukaryota, Viridiplantae, Streptophyta, Magnoliopsida, Fabales, Fabaceae. The record is from RefSeq and is a predicted model, not a curated record. Gene Ontology annotation, molecular function: zinc ion binding. The transcript is spliced from 4 exons. Bases 1 to 1365 code for a protein of 454 amino acids.